Molecule: messenger RNA, 2860 nt
Organism: Baudoinia panamericana UAMH 10762
Lineage: Eukaryota; Fungi; Ascomycota; Dothideomycetes; Mycosphaerellales; Teratosphaeriaceae
Product: glycoside hydrolase family 92 protein
Exons: 4
Coding region: 137-2539 (800 amino acids)
Biological process (GO): protein deglycosylation; glycoprotein catabolic process; carbohydrate metabolic process
Cellular component (GO): nucleus; cytosol
Molecular function (GO): peptide-N4-(N-acetyl-beta-glucosaminyl)asparagine amidase activity; carbohydrate binding
Source: RefSeq, a predicted model, not a curated record
UCAUCCUACUACCCUUCCUCGUGUUGUGUGGAGCCGAGCAUGUUGUGGACCCAGCGUGAGUCUGAGUGCCAGUAAGUCGUAGCGUCGACCAUUUCGUAUUCACACCUUCCUUCCACUGCCCCAGCGAUUGCGCCCAAUGGCUUCUCUAACGGGCUUUAUCACUCUUGUUGCUUUCGUACUACCAAGCAUAGCACAGAGCGGUAGCAACAUCCUCGCUUUUGUUGACCCGCUAAUAGGGACGGUAAAUGGCGGCCAUGUGUUUCCAGGCGCGACGUUGCCCUUCGGCAUGGCUAAAGCAGUAGCCGAUGUCAAUGGCGAGGAUCAAGGCGGGUUCGCAAGCGAUGGCUCGAACAUUACAGGCUUCAGCCAUAUGCAUGACAGUGGCACUGGCGGUUCACCCAGCUUAGGCAACUUCCCGAUCUUCCCUCAAGCCGGAUGCGCAGCGGACGACAUCAACAACUGCGUCUUUCCGAAAGCCACCCGGGCGACGCCACGCGUCAAUGGCAGCGUUCAAGCUAGUCCUGGCUACUUCACAGUUGAGCUGGCCACAAAUAUCAAGGUAGAGAUGACUGUUACCAAUCAUACAGCCCUAUACCGCUUCACCUUCCCGCAGAAGCCUGUGGAACUGAAUGCCACACUGAGUCCGCUCAUACUGGCUGACCUGUCCGACCUGCCAAACUCCCGCAUCAAUGGCUCCAUCUCGGUCGACAAUAGUACGGGACGCAUCACUGGCAACGGUACCUUCAGCCCAAGCUUCGGCAUUGGAAGCUAUACCCUUCACUUCUGCGCCGACUUCAAUGGUGCUGUAAUCCGCGAUACCGGUGUCUUCAUGAAUAAUCGCGCAGGAAACGAGCCGAAGAACCUGAGUGUUGUGCAGGACGGUGUUGACGUGUCGCCGGAGAUUCUGCCGGCCGGCGCGUGGACGAGAUUCCAAGCCCCAAACAAUACCAGCAACGAGAUGCUUGCUAGGGUUGGCGUCAGCUUCAUCAGUGUGGAAAAGGCAUGCUCGAACGCCGUCAGCGAAAUUCCUACUUUCGACUUCGAGAGCGUGCAUGCAGCGGCCGUCCAAGCGUGGACUGACAAGCUGGGUGUCAUUGAAGUCACGCCUGGAAGUGGUGUCAGCUCGACACUACAAACCGUAUUCUUCAGCGGUUUAUACAGGACUAGCAUAUCGCCGCAGGACUACACUGGUGAGAACCCGCUCUGGAACAGUACGGAACCGUACUAUGACUCCUUCUAUUGCAUAUGGGACUCUUUCAGAAGCAUCCACUCGCUAAUCACUAUCGUCGAUCCCAUCUCGCAGGUGCGCAUGAUGCGGAGUCUGAUUGACAUAUACCGGCAUGAAGGUUGGCUGCCUGACUGCCGGAUGUCGCUCUGCAAGGGCUUCACUCAGGGUGGUUCGAACGCAGACGUCCUACUCGCAGACACGUAUCUCAAAAUUAACACCAUCUCCGAUGGCAUCAAUUGGACAACCGCUUACGAAGCCGUAAGAGCGGAUGCGGAGGACGAGCCACAGAACUGGUCGGUGCAGGGUAGAGGCGGAUUGACGAGCUGGAAGAACUUGCACUAUAUCCCGACCGAUGACUAUGAUCCUUACGGCGUUGGGCCGUUCACACGUAGUAUAUCUCGGACCGUGGAGUAUGCGUACGAUGACUUCUGCAUUGCGGAGCUGGCGCAAGCACUAGGUAACAUGGCAGAUGCGGAGAAAUACUAUGAGCGCUCACAGAACUGGCGAAACAUUUUCCGAGCGGAUCAAAACAGCUCAAUCAACGGCACUGCUACCGGCUUCGCAGGAUUCCUCCAACCACGCUAUCUGAACGGUACAUGGGGUUUCCAAGACCCCAUCUUCUGCUCACCGUUGCUCAAUUUUACUUCCUGCUACCUUAAUCCGGAUGGCCACGAGACAUACGAAGGAUCAGCGUGGCUUUACACCUUCUUCGUCCCUCAAGACAUGGCGACCCUGAUCGCCACCCUUGGCGGGCCUACCGCUUUCGUCAACCGCCUUGACUACUUCCACACUAGCGGACUGCUCUAUAUUGGUGACGAACAAGGCUUUCUCCCCGUCUACCAGUAUCACUACGCCGGUCGUCCAGCCAAGUCCGCCGAACGUGCGCACUACUACAUACCAUCACAGUUCAACGACACCACCGUUGGCAUCCCUGGCAACGAUGACUCAGGAGCUAUGGGCUCAUUUGUCGCGCUCGCCAUGCUGGGACUUUUUCCCAGUCCGGGCCAGGAUGUCUAUCUGAUCACGCCGCCAUUCUUCGAGGAGUGGAGCAUCACUAACAAGCUUACGGGCAAGGUGGCCACGGUGCGAAAUGUCAACUUUGAUGCCGAAUACAGCAACAUCUAUAUUCAAAGUGCAACGCUGAAUGGACUGGCGUAUAGCAAGAACUGGAUCACGCACGCUUUCUUCUUGGAUGGCGGCGUGCUUGAGCUUACUUUAGGAAGGAAUGAGAGUACCUGGGGCACAAGAGGAGAGGACCUGCCGCCGAGUCUGUCGACGAAUGGACGUCCGAUGGGGUAUUACAAGUGGUAGACCACGUUGCGGGCGAAUGUCCAACGCCUGUUUGUACGUUCUCUGUCUCACGUGUGACUACGACUCCGAAUGCUUCCUAGGUUCGCGCCUGCAAGAUCUGCUACCAGGGUCACUGCUGCCUCCAAAGAUUAGCACAUGUACAGCUGUGAGCCCUGAAAGGAGUUCCGCCUUCAGCGGUCUGUGACAUUGCAAGGCUGGAACACAGGAAAGCCACGCGUUGCGGGUCUCCCAAGCAGUGCACAGAGAGUUCCAUAAGGUCCUGUGUUGCCCAUUCUACCGAGAAGAUAGGAUUGACUCGACAAAUGACACACGUUUGCCCGA